Arabis nemorensis is the source of this 180-nucleotide messenger RNA. NCBI's taxonomy places the organism in Eukaryota, Viridiplantae, Streptophyta, Magnoliopsida, Brassicales, Brassicaceae. The record is from the annotation of a GenBank genome assembly.
AUGGUUGUAUUUAACAGUACCAAUGUGGGCAGCAGUAGUAAUGACAACAAUGCAGAGAUGCCAUUGCCUGACAACCCUGUGCUUGAGAACAUCUUGUUCAGUGGUGAAGAGCAUGCAACUUGGUUUGGAAGGGAUGCACCUCCAUUUGUCGAUGACCAUGGAACUGAUGGUAACAGAUAA